AUGCCUCUGGGGUACUGGCACUGCGACAGGAGAGGCUUCCUAGGGCCUUGGGGGGAGCUGUCCACGCUGGGCCUGAACAGUGACCCGGAGGUUGAGCUGCGUGUCCUUCAGCUGCCUGUAGAUUACAGGGAGGUGAAGCGGAGGGUCACCAGAAUCUGGGAAGACCUUCAACCGCAACUCGUUGUGCACGUAGGGCUGGACGCCUCCGCCAAGGCCAUCGUUCUGGAACAGUGCGCCAAGAACCGAGGUUACUGGGACGCCGACAUCCGGGGCUUCCGGCCCGCGCGCGGCGAGUGCCUUCCCGAUGGCCCGGAAGUGAUCGCGUCAGGGGUCAACAUGAGGGCCGUCCGCAAGCGCGUGGCGGUGGAGGGCGUGCAGGUGAUCUACUCCCGCGAUGCCGGCAGAUACAUCUGUGAUUACACCUAUUACCUGUCUUUGCAUCACGGAAAUGGGCGCGCGGCACUCAUCCACGUGCCGCCAUUAUCGUGUCGGCUGCCAGCGCCCGUGCUGGGCGAAGCCCUGCGGGUCCUCACCCAGGACAUGCUGGCGCAGAUGGGAAGGCCGAGCCCGAAGCCUGGAUCUCAGGAAGCUCAGCCUCUGGUGAUCCCCGCCCAGGGGAACCGACUGGGGGACUGCUCCUUUAGAGAAAAUUAA
This is a messenger RNA of Hyaena hyaena (striped hyena), 654 nucleotides long. RefSeq names its product pyroglutamyl-peptidase I like (gene PGPEP1L). The record is from RefSeq and is a predicted model, not a curated record. Gene Ontology annotation, biological process: proteolysis. NCBI's taxonomy places the organism in Eukaryota, Metazoa, Chordata, Mammalia, Carnivora, Hyaenidae.